Molecule: messenger RNA, 4763 nt
Organism: Bacillus rossius redtenbacheri
Lineage: Eukaryota; Metazoa; Arthropoda; Insecta; Phasmatodea; Bacillidae
Gene: Ir25a
Product: ionotropic receptor 25a
Exons: 18
Coding region: 17-2833 (938 amino acids)
Biological process (GO): monoatomic ion transport; modulation of chemical synaptic transmission; synaptic transmission, glutamatergic
Cellular component (GO): plasma membrane; postsynaptic density membrane
Molecular function (GO): glutamate receptor activity; transmitter-gated monoatomic ion channel activity involved in regulation of postsynaptic membrane potential
Source: RefSeq, a predicted model, not a curated record
CGUCUGCCGGGACAACAUGGCCGCCACGUCCGCAGCUCCGCGGCGCAGCCUCGUCGUCGCGGCGGUGCGCUGCUUCCUCGCGGCUCUGGCGCUGGUCGGCUCUGCGCGCGCCGCCCCCACCGUCAACAUACUGUUCGUGAACGACGAGGGCAACUCGGCGGCCGAGAAGGCGGUGGGCGCGGCGCUGGAGAAGCUGAAGAAGGCCGGCGGCGACUUCCACGUGGACCGCGUGUCCGGCAACGGCACGGACGCCCACGACUUCCUGGACAAACUGUGCAAGGUGUACAACGACUCGCUGGAGGCGUCGCGGCCGCCGCACCUGGUGCUGGACACGACCAUCUCAGGGGUGCCCUCCGAGGUGCUCAAGUCCUUCACGUAUGCGCUGGCGCUGCCCACGCUGUCGGCGUCGCACGGCCAGGAGGGCGACCUCAGACAGUGGCGCAACCUGGACGAGGAGAAGGAGAAGUACCUGGUGCAGAUCAUGCCGCCGGCCGACAUGCUCCCGGAGGUCAUCCGCAGCAUCGCCUACACGCAGAACAUCUCCAACGCCGCCGUGCUUUUCGACGACUCCAUCGUGAUGGACCACAAGUACAAGUCGCUGCUGCAGAACAUGCCAACGCGUCACGUGAUCGUGAAGGCAGGGGAGAACCUGGGCAUCAAGGAGCAGCUCGCCAAGCUGCGAGGCCUCGACCUCUUCAACUUCUUCGUCAUCGGCCGCCUCAGCACCAUCAAGACGGUGCUCGACUUCGCCAACAUUAACAAGUUCUUCGCCACGCACUUCGCUUGGCACGCCAUCACGCUGGAGUCGGGCAACCUGAAGUGCAGCUGCUCGGAUGCCAACAUCCUGUUCCUGCAGCCAGAGCCGGACGCCGAGUACAAGGACCGCGUGCAGCAGCUCAAGAACGAGUUUGGCCUGGACGAGAAGCCCGAGAUCACCUCCGCCUUCUACUUCGACUUCGCCGUGAACGCGCUCAAUGCCAUAAAGAGCAUGGUGGAGGCGGGAACAUUUCCCACAGACAUUAAAUAUGUGACUUGCGACGAGUACACGGAGGAGACAGCGCCCACCAGGACUAAUCUAGGACUCAUGGAGGCCCUGAAAGAGGUGAAGCAGGAGCCAUCCUAUGCCCCGAUUCGCCUCGAGAAGAAUGGCCUCAGCUACAUGGAGUUCACGCUGAAGAUGACACGGGCUAACAUCGUGAACAGCAAGCUGGAGAAGUCCGAGGAGGUGGGCACGUGGAAGGCUGGCUUCGACGAGCCUCUGCAGAUCUCGGAUGAAAGUAUCCUCAGCAACAUGACGGCCAUCACCUUCUAUCGAAUCGUGACGGUGGAGCAAAAGCCGUUCAUCAUAAAGGACGGCGUGGACGAGAAAGGGCGACCCAAGUUCAAGGGCUACUGCGUCGACCUGAUCAACGAGAUCCGCAACAUCACGGAGUUCGAGUACGAGAUCUUUGAGGCGCCUGACGGCAAGAUGGGCAACAUGAACGAGAAGGGCCAGUGGGACGGCAUGAUAAAGGAGCUGAUCGAGAAGAGGGCGGACAUCGCACUGGGCUCGCUGGCGGUGAUGGCGGAGCGCGAGAACGUGAUCGACUUCACGGUGCCCUACUACGACCUGGUGGGUAUCACAGUGCUCAUGAAGAAACCCAAAGCACCUACAUCGCUCUUCAAGUUCCUCACUGUGCUUGAGAAAGAUGUGUGGCUCUGCAUCCUCGCCGCAUACUUCUUCACCAGUUUUCUGAUGUGGGUGUUCGACCGAUGGAGCCCAUACAGCUACCAGAACAACCGCGAGAAGUAUAAGGAUGACGACGAGAAAAGGGAGUUCAACUUGAAGGAGUGCCUCUGGUUCUGCAUGACAUCACUGACGCCUCAGGGGGGUGGUGAGGCGCCCAAGAACCUGUCCGGGCGCCUGGUGGCCGCCACCUGGUGGCUGUUCGGCUUCAUCAUCAUCGCGUCCUACACUGCCAACCUGGCUGCCUUCCUCACCGUGUCGCGUCUGGACACGCCCGUGGAGUCCCUGGAGGACCUCUCCAAGCAGUACAAGAUCCAGUACGCGCCGCUCAACGGCUCCUCCGCCAUGACAUACUUCCAGCGCAUGGCCGACAUCGAGAACAGAUUCUACGAGAUCUGGAAGGACAUGAGCCUGAACGACAGCCUCUCGGACGUGGAGCGCGCCAAGCUGGCGGUGUGGGACUACCCCGUCAGCGACAAGUACACCAAGAUAUGGCAGGCCAUGAAGGAGGCCAAGUUCCCCAACACCAUGGAGGAGGCUCUGGAUCGGGUGUUCGCUUCCAAGUCCUCCAGCGAGGGCUUCGCCUUCAUCGGGGACGCCACUGACAUCCGGUACCUGGUGCUGACCAACUGCGACCUGCAGAUGGUGGGCGAAGAGUUCUCCAGGAAGCCAUACGCCAUCGCCGUGCAGCAAGGGUCGCCCCUCAAGGACUUGUUCAAUAACGCGAUCCUGCAGCUGCUCAACAAGCGCAAGCUGGAGAAGCUGAAGGAGAUCUGGUGGAACCAGAACCCCGAGAGGAAGGUGGACUGCGAGAAGUCGGACGACCAGUCUGACGGCAUCAGCAUCCAGAACAUCGGCGGCGUCUUCAUCGUGAUCUUCGUGGGCAUCGGCAUGGCGUGCAUCACGCUCGCCUUCGAGUACUGGUGGUACAAGUACCGCAAGGACCCCAAGGUGGUGGACGUCAGCCAGCCCGCCAUGGUGCGCCAGGCCGUGGCACCCAGCAAGCUGGACGCGGGCGUCACCAUGGGCUUCCGGCCGCGCCCCAUCCACCCCGACAACUUCAGGAGACACAACAUGCCACUUGCCGGUGUUGCCAACCCUUGGUAGGCGAGCAGCCAGCGAGGUGACGUCACCAUCUUUGCAACCACCCCAGCAACCGACGGCUUCGUCUACCAACCUUCUGAAGCCGAUAGCCACCGUAGCAUAAUACGAGCAACGUAUUGCAUAUGCAAGCCGUCCGUUUCACUGGAGAAAGCGAGAGACAAUUGGUUAUCAUCACAAGCCACUAAUACCUAUGAUGUUAUUUUAGGGUUUACAAUUACUUUAGAUUUUUUUAUCAUUUUGGUAUGUAGUAACCUACGUUAAGUGUGAGUGAAUUUGCUUUUUAAAGUUUAUUAAUCGAGUUUGUGUGUGUGACUGUCCAGAUAAUUAUUUUGUAGUGACUAACACUGAGAUUACUUAGCACAGGAUUUUUUUUUCCUCCAAAUGUGUGUGAAAUGGAUUUGUCAAAGCGGACUAAAAACCAACCUCUAAUGUUAGCUUUCUAGAUACUUUGAAAGUUUUCGCAAGAAUCAAAGAAUGUAUUGCGAUGCAAAAGUAAGAGGUCUCCAAAAGUUCGAAUCACGCCCUUAAAGACACACUUCGGGAGAAACGAGUGUGACAGUCGAAGUGGCCUAGCCAGCCCGCGCCGAACAUGAGAGCAAACUCACCUACAGGCGUACCAACUGUAUUUUCAGACAGGCUACUCCGCGGGAACAAAUCUCACUUAAAAAAGAGAAAUAGCAAUAAAUGUUAAAUACAGGGGAGUUGUUUUUGGAUUCAGAACAGUGCUUCUGAAAAAUAUCGCAGUGGAAGGAAUUCCCGUGAUAAAUAUAUCAGUGCUUGCUCACGCCCAACGCAGAUUGUUCUAAUGUGCUUAAAACUGUCUUUUCACGUUUUUGGCCCUUUCAAACUUAAAUGUUACUUUUACCCUGUGAAUAUUUUAUAUUACGUAUAAAAAAGGAGUUCUUUUUAUCUCUCAUAUAUUGAGUCAGAGCUGACUGUCGCAGACGUUAAGCUUCAGCCAUAUUUGGUGCGAGGAAAUUUGGGAAUUCGGGUUCAGUAGUAAGGUUUGGAUGUACGUGCCGUUAAAAAAUGCAUUUUUAUUUAUCUGAAUUGAUAAAACCUUCCCCCAAUCAGUACAACAACACAAAGAGUGGGGGCUUUAACAAGCCCCAACAAAAUAAAAAUAAACAUUUUUUGUUGAACUGCGGUGUGAAAUGAAUGUAAGGGCAAUGGAGGAAAAGUUCGUUAAUACCUACUUGCAUGUUCAUUGGCCACGAAGUCGUGGAAGCAAUACUGCAGUAAGCAGGGUCCGGAUUGUAGAGUGGCUAGGGGCGGGACUGAAGUUACUCGAUGACCUGGACAAGGGGGGAGGGGCAAACAAGGGGUGGGAUGAACAUUGGCCGGAGUGGUUAGCUGAGUGAAAAGGGGGCCGAGGUGGUGACUAAGCCGGGAUGGGUAGCCCUAGCCUCUGGUCAUAGCUGAAGCUCUAACACCUUUCCUGAUUAAAAAAAGGCGGAGCAAUCCCUUAUACAGUUCUGGCUUUAUUCAUCGGCUCUGGAAUGUUUACAUACAGAUCUGUAGGUUGACUCAAAAACUACUGAGAGGAGAGGUAGAGGAUAAGCCGGCCUUCGGGUUGGAAAACACUGCUCACGUCCGUGUGGUGGUGACUUGAACUCCCCCGAGUUAUGGAGUGCGGUGGGAUAGGCUUCUGUAAGUUAUAUGCUGUGAAACAUCAACACUCUUCACUACUUUUUGAAUCCUUGUAGAAAUAAGCAUAAACUAUUUUACCUAAUAUAUUCAACUUGAGUCCACGACAAAGGUUGAAAAAUAUUGAUAUUUUACUAAAAAGAUUUUGUGAGUAACUGUACAAUCUUGCACUAUCGCAUGCAUCAAUAACAAGUUAUAUCGUCACUCCAUUUUGACUAGCCAUGUUUGAGUUUUCCUGUCAUUGAUGUAACAGCAUUAUUGAGUGAAAUAAAUAUAUUUAUAGUUU